AUGUCUUUGAAAGGAGCUGCCCCGGGAUGGUCGACCAGGAAGAAGAUCUUGGUAUUCUCAAUCAUCGGCAUCAUCAUCGUCGCCCUUGGAGUCGGCCUUGGAGUUGGAUUAGGAGUUGGGCUCAACCACAACAACGGCGGAGGUGAAGGUAACGGCAGCGGCACCGGUGGAAACGGAGGAACAGGCACCGGUGGAAACGGUACAUCGAGCGGAAAUACGACCGUGAAGUGGCAGCCGGAAGUGGGCAUCAAAUGGCAGAUCGAGCUGCUGUACGCGCUGAACGACACCUCCGUAGACGCGCACGUCUAUGACAUCGACCUCUUCGAUAACCCCAAGUCGACCAUUGCCAAUCUCCAGGGAAUGGGCCGCAAGGUUAUCUGCUACUUCUCCGCCGGCACAUACGAAAACUGGCGUUCGGAUGCGAACGAGUUCCUGUCUUCAGACAAGGGCAACAACCUGGCCGACUGGCCCGGCGAGAAAUGGCUGAAUACCAGCUCGGCCAACGUGCGCAAGAUCAUGCAGCAACGCCUCGAUAUGGCUGUAACCAAGGGCUGUGACGGUGUUGAUCCGGACAACAUCGACGCUUACGAUAAUUCUAACGGGCUUGACCUCACCCAGGAUGAUGCGAUCAACUACGUCAACUGGCUUGCUUCGGAGUCGCACAGCCGUGGUCUGUCCCUCGGACUCAAGAACGGGGGCGAUAUUAUCCACUCGGUGCUGGGCAACAUGCAGUGGUCUGUCAAUGAGCAGUGUGCUCAGUACUCGGAGUGCGAUACUUAUGCAGCGUUUACUGCUGCGAACAAGCCCGUUUUCCACAUCGAGUAUCCCAAGGGCGAUACCGAUGAUGACGAUAAUGUGACCGCGAAGCAAAUGUCGUCUGCUUGCAAUGCUGCAAGUGCUGGGAAUUUCUCGACUGUGAUUAAGAACAUGAAUUUGAACAACUGGGUGGAAUACUGCCCUUGA
Messenger RNA from Penicillium cinerascens, 963 nucleotides. Its product is annotated as endo alpha-1,4 polygalactosaminidase. NCBI's taxonomy places the organism in Eukaryota, Fungi, Ascomycota, Eurotiomycetes, Eurotiales, Aspergillaceae. The record is from RefSeq and is a predicted model, not a curated record. Bases 1 to 963 code for a protein of 320 amino acids. The transcript has a single exon.